CCAGUAAUCGAAUCGGAGCUCCGAUCCACACUGAAAAUGGCAGAGCAAGUUGAGCAUUCAGAGCACAAAGAAGAAUCGUUGAUGGAGAAAAUAGCUGACAAGAUUCACUUCGACCGUUCCUCGUCGUCCGAUUCAGAUUCAGAGGUGAAACCUGCUGCCGCGCCGGAAGCGUCGCCGUCGCCGUCGCCGUCGUCGGUUAAGGCUAAGAUUUGGCGGCUGUUCGGAAGAGAAAAGUCAGUUCACCAUGUUUUUGGUGGAGGCAAACCUGCUGAUGUAUUCUUGUGGAGGAACAAGAAGAUAUCUGCUAGUGUACUUGGUGGAGCAACUGCAAUAUGGGUUCUUUUUGAAUUGCUCGAGUACUUCCUGGUUGGUCUAGUCUGUCACUUGUUGAUCUUCACCCUUGCUGUCUUAUUCUUGUGGUCCAAUGCAACAACCUUUAUUAACAAGAAACGUCCACACAUCCCAGAAGUUCAGCUUCCAGAGGAGCCAAUACUUGAGAUUGCUUCAGCUCUGAGUAUUGAAAUUAACCGUGCUCUUAGCAUGUUGCGAGAAAUCGCAACUGGGAAAGAUCUGAAGAAGUUCCUUGCUGUCGUUGCUGGUUUAUGGAUCCUCUCAGUUGUCGGCAAUUGCUGCAACUUUCUGACACUGUUCUACAUAUUAUUCGUACUCCUCCAUACUGUCCCUGUUCUUUACGAGAAGUAUGAAGAUAAAGUUGAUCCAUUAGCUGAGAAAGCAAUGCAGGAGAUCAAGAAACAAUACGCCGUCUUUGAUGCCAGAGUUUUGAGUAAAAUUCCCAUAGGGCCAUUAAAAGAUAAGAAAAACGCGUAGUUGUGCUGUGAGCUCUACUUGUCGGGCAGGAAUAUUCUGGCUACUGUGAGUUUUCAGAAUUUUACUAUACUAUUUCUCGUGUUUACAUUGGCGGCCUUUAGGCAUCUUAUUUAUCUGCAUUUGGAACUUUAUUGCCUUCUGGGAUCUCUACUUGCCAAUAUAUUGAAAGUCCAGCAGGAUUAGUUUA
Molecule: messenger RNA, 1015 nt
Organism: Solanum verrucosum
Lineage: Eukaryota; Viridiplantae; Streptophyta; Magnoliopsida; Solanales; Solanaceae
Product: reticulon-like protein B6
Exons: 5
Coding region: 37-828 (263 amino acids)
Source: RefSeq, a predicted model, not a curated record